GUUUGUGGGUUAAGGUAAGGUACUCAUGAAGCCACUUUCCAUUGCUUAAAUGUUCUUGAACAAGUUGAUUUUACAUCGAGCAAGUCAUUAAACCAAUAUUUUCAUACAACUAGAAAAGUUUCCAUUGGCACCGAGUCCAAGGCUGUCAGACUGGCCUCUUAUUGUUGUCAGUUAUGGAGAAUUGAUUCAUUGCAGCUUUGAUAUGGUUUGUGUGGCACAGCUUGCAACAAGAUGUGACCUGGAUUUGCAGAAUGCAGCCUAGUUUACAUCUCAGUCAACUAACGUAAGGUUAAAUGCUACAAUUUGCACAAUAAAACUCCACACAAGUGGUUUAUUUUUGAGAAUCCACUAAUUGCCUCUUUUUUUUUUUUUUUUUUUUUUUUGAUGUCACCAAGUAAUGAUGUCAUUUUAAUUUGACCUCUUGGAGUUAUGAUGAUGAUGAUGAUACUGGACAUUUUUGGCUGGUGAUUUGUCACUUUGUAAACUUGACCCCCUGACCUAAAGCUGUAAUGGAACCAGGAGAGAAUGACAUAUGUGACAUACUGAGAGUUUCUGGCUUAUCUUAUCCUAAAAUAUAUCUGUAGAUAAGUUUAUCUGCUCUGUACUGUUUUUUUUUUUUUCCAGAAAUGCAGGCAACAUAAGUGUACUAACCAGUGUUCUGUGUGGGUAGUCUUCAGGCACUGGCCGUUAUCUGUAACAACGUGGUAACAGAUAGACUGUCGUGUUCACUGCACAUCCUUGACAUGCAGGGUCGCCCCAUCUAGUGAGUGAUGGUGGUGUUUUAUCUGUGAGGUGAUGAGAAUGUGGCCUUGUCUGACGGGGCUAUAAAGGGGCAGAAGCAGCCAGCUCUUCUUCAGAUUCCACAUUUCACGUGUAGACACUCAUUCAUCUGUUAAGAAAGGUUUUAAAAUGUUGCCUGCAACGUUCAAACUGUGUGCUGGCAUUUCCUACAGGCACACGAGAAACAUGACAGGUAAGGUGCUGUUUCAGGAAUCCAGUUUUCUGAAAUGUUUGGAAUUAGUAUGCCAUUAUUUAUUAAGGUUUAUGUGUAUAUAUUUAUCUUUUUUUAUAUUACAAUCAGGUCUGAGAAAGAAUGCAAUGAUUGCAAUCCAUCAAGAGCUGAACAAGCUUUCCGGACCUGGACCUAGUGCCUGGAUCAACCACAUUCGGAGAAGGAGCUCCCUACUCAGCAGUCGGAUUGCAGAGGAGACGUACUCUGAAGCUGAGCAGUGUUAUGUGCAGCAGGGACAGGAAGCUCUGCAGAAGUCCAUCAGCAUCCUCAGUGACCAGGAUGGCUGGCAAACUGAGAUUGAGAAUGCCAAUGGUGAUAAGGUGAUGAGUAAAGUACUACCAGACAUUGGGAAAGUAUUUAAGUUGGAAGUGAUGCUGGAACAGAAGACAGAUUAUCUAUAUGAGGAGCUGGUGGAUAACAUGGAACAAAUGGGGGAGUGGAACCCCAAUGUCAAACAAGUCAAAGUUCUUCAGAAGAUCGGUCAGGAUACUAUGAUCACACAUGAGGUUUCAGGUGAAACACCUGGGAAUGUGGUGGGCCCACGAGACUUUGUAAGUGUCCGUUGUGCCAAGCGGAGGGGAUCUACGUGCUUCCUGGCCGGGAUGUCCACUCAGCACCCUGGAAUGCCUGAGCAGAAAGGAUUUGUAAGGGCUGAGAAUGGACCCACCUGUAUUGUGAUGCGACCAAGUGGAGAAGAUCCCAAUAAGACAAAAUUUACCUGGUUGCUCAGUUUAGACCUUAAGGGUUGGAUCCCAAAAACUGUGAUCAACCGAGUACUUUCGCAAACCCAGGUGGAUUUCGCAAACCAUCUCAGGCACAGAAUGGCAUCAAAUGGUGGUGUGGAAGCAGCCAUUGCCUGAUGACGUCCACAUUUAUACCCUAAAAACACAGAUGACAUAACAAGGGCGACUCUUUUCAGGGCCAAGCUCAUCCCACCCAAAACGGUCACACCCAUUUCAGCUUGUAAAAAUUUCGCACAGAUCGAAGUUAAAUUGUCUAUAAAACAAUAUGCUACUCAAUAUUCGAGCCACGUAAUUUUUAAUGUUUUUUACGUGCACAAACUAUAAUAACUAAAAAUGGAUGUUGGAAGUUUCUAAUUCAUCCCAGUGGAGAUUUAGUACAUUUUGAUUUCAACCUGAUGGUAAACUGCUUCCUCUGUCACCCCCAUUUUGUGGCUUGAACUUCCUUCUAUUCACUCAUAUACUUCUGCAUAACACUACUGACUAUUAUUCUUGGGCUUAUUAGUUCCUAUUUUAACACUGUCUGUAAAAAACAAAAAAAACAGAAGUAUUUAUUUUAAGUUAUUAUUAUUAUUGUAUCACCCUGGAAAAGGAUGUCUGCUGAAUGAAUAUUCAUUAAAACUAUUAAAAUGACAAA
This is a messenger RNA of Cyprinus carpio (common carp), 2389 nucleotides long. RefSeq names its product steroidogenic acute regulatory protein, mitochondrial-like. Gene Ontology annotation, molecular function: cholesterol transfer activity; cholesterol binding. Gene Ontology annotation, biological process: regulation of steroid biosynthetic process; intracellular cholesterol transport; steroid biosynthetic process. NCBI's taxonomy places the organism in Eukaryota, Metazoa, Chordata, Actinopteri, Cypriniformes, Cyprinidae. The record is from RefSeq and is a predicted model, not a curated record. Gene Ontology annotation, cellular component: mitochondrial intermembrane space; mitochondrion.